AUGAUUGAUAUUUUUCAAGCGUUUUGAGGUUGACAGGAUAGGGACUUGACACGAAGUAAAAGUUUGUUCAGGUGAGAGUACCAUCUCUAUUAUCUUGAAUAUGCCGGUCCCGGGAAUGUUACCGUCUUACCAGCGCUACGUGAACGGGGUCCCUGUGUCCGUGGGGAGGAAAUCACUGCGAAUGAGAGAAAAAUACAUAAUUCUCUUAGUUUUCCUAACAUUUGGUAUGGUUUGUUUUGGUGCAUUUUUUUUCUUACCUGAUCUCAGAGACAGAGUCACUGUAUCAGAAAUGAGGCGGCAUAUUCAGAUGGGAGGUGCAGAAAUAUUUGUUCCUGGAAAGGAAAGUCCAGGUGGGUUGCAAGUUGACAAUCAUGGUGAUAUAAUCGACGUUCAUAAAGUUCAAGAUAAGGGAAGGUUAGGUGUUAAAAUUGCUGAAGAUGUAGCAAGACAAAAAGCUAUAGAUGAGCUUAGUAAUAAAUUAAAAUUACCAAAAGAUGAUACCUUGAAAGUUAAAGAUGCCAUUGAUCAAGACAAGGAGAAGUUGAAAGAGCAGGAGAAGGUAAAAGAGAUGGAGAUUCAAGUGGAGCGGCAGCGAGAGGCAAAGGACAAAGUUCACCGUGAACACUCUGGUGGUGAGGGGACGCGUGGAGGGGAACCAGCUGACCCUGCUGUGAAGGUGAAGAGAGACAAAGUCAAGGAGAUGAUGAAGCAUGCAUGGGAUAGCUACAAGAAGUAUGCUUGGGGAUCCAACGAACUGCGGCCUAUCUCCAAGCAGGGACACAGUGCCAGCAUAUUCGGGACCUCAACUCUCGGGGCCACCAUAAUUGAUGCCCUGGACACACUGUAUAUUAUGGAGAUGGAUGAAGAAUUUAAGAUUGGUAGAGAUUGGGUUGCCACAGACUUCAAAUUUGAAGGUUCAACAGAGUUGUCUGUGUUUGAGACCAAUAUCCGGUUUGUGGGAGGACUGCUGUCGGCCUACGCCCUGUCAGGGGAUAAGUUGUUCAAGGACAAGGCCAAUCAUGUAGCUGAGAAGCUGCUUCCAGCAUUCAACACACCAACGGGCCUACCGCACUCAAUGGUUAACAUUAAGACGGGCAGUACUCGUAACUGGGGCUGGGCUUCAGGGGGUUCCUCCAUCCUCUCUGAGCUGGGAUCCAUGCACCUUGAGUUUGAUUACCUUUCUAAUGUCACUGGCAAUGGCAUCUUUGCUGAAAAGGUGUAUCGUAUCCGAGACUUCAUGAACCAGAUUGAGAAACCCAAUGGACUCUACCCAAACUACAUCAACCCCAAGACUGGGAAGUGGGGACAACACCAUGUAGCUAUUGGUGCCCUGGGGGACAGUUUCUACGAGUACCUGCUUAAGAUGUGGAUACAAUCUGGCAAGACUGAUCCGGUGUCACGUAAGAUGUACGACGAUGCUGUCAGUGCAAUUGAGACACACAUGAUCAAGGUAUCGCCCGGAGGCCUGAAGUAUGUGUCUGAGUACAAGUCUGGUCGUAAUGAGCUGAAGAUGGACCAUCUCGGCUGCUUCUGUGGUGGUAUGUUUGCACUUGGGGCUGAAGGUUCCGCUGAACCUGAGAAAUAUCUGCAGCUGGGGCAGGAUAUUGCCAACACCUGCCAUGAGUCCUAUGACAGAUCAGCUACAAAACUUGGCCCUGAGGCGUUCAGGUUUGAUGGAAACACAGAGGCGAAGGCCGUACGUCAGAACGAGAAGUACUAUAUUCUGCGUCCAGAGGUGCUGGAGACCUACUUCUACAUGUGGCGCUUCACCAAGGAGCAGAAAUACAGAGAUUGGGCUUGGGAGGCUGUGCAGGCUCUGGAGACCCAUUGUCGGACGGAUGGUGGUUACACGGGUAUCCGUGAUGUUUACCAGGUGAACCCGCAGAAGGAUGACGUCCAGCAGAGCUUCUUCCUGGCGGAGACUCUCAAAUACCUCUACCUGAUCUUCUCCGAUGACUCCCUCCUACCCCUUGACAAGUGGGUCUUGAACACAGAGGCCCACCCCCUCCCUGUCCACAGAGUAUUCAAAAAGAAUGCCACAGUUACAGAAAACGAUGAGAAACAUUUAUGAGUGUUAAACUAGUGUUAAAGUAUUUGAGUUUUACAACUUUAGGGUUUAAGUGAAUCAUAUUGGUUCAUGAUUGCUAGUGAGGGAAGUCAUUGGUUGUUAUUUUCGUAUUUGUUUUCAAUCGGAACUAUUGAAAAUUAGUUUGGGAUUAGGUUGGGAAAUUCUUGUAGAAUAUUUAAUGUGUUUUAGAAAAGCUAAAUGAUAGUAAUAUUUGUUAAUGUUUGAUAUAUUGUGAUAAGGCAAUCAAAUAUUGUUAAAAAGCACAGCACUUCCAGUGCAAACUUUGCUGCUAUACGGCAGUGUGUGUAAGACUAAUCCAGACUUGCACCUGAAGAUCAUCUUCUCAAUCAUUUGCUGGAAUCAUUUAUCACACAUUGAGACUACGUAUUGUAUGACUUUUGAAGUCAGAUACUAUUUAAUUUAAACAGUUGAACAAAGUAUAAUCCAUAGUUGAUCAGCUAAAGUGCUUAAUAUCAGAAGGAGUGUUUUCACGAUGGUAAGUAAAUCAUUAAGGCUUAAAUUGACCGCUGAAGGAAGAUAUUUAAUUGAUUGGUAUAGGGCUUUUUGUAAGAAAAUCCUUGAUUUCUUUUGUAGAAUAACAUUUUUGAGUAAAUUUAUGAAUUGAAGUGAAUUUUAAGGCACAAACAUGUUUUAUCCCUGCUCAAGCAAUGUGUUUUUAAAAGGCAUUGUUUUGAGAGUUCCAUCAUCCUUAAGAAACAUUGUAUUUAUAUUCAAAAUACUAUCAUUAUAUAAAAAACUGAAAAGAACACAUAUUUUGAUUGUUGUUUUUAAUACUUUUAGGAAAUAAUUCAUUAUUAAUAUAUAAACUGUUAACAGUAUAAUGGGGUUAUGGGAUAUUGGUUGGUGGUCACCAGGUCGGAGAAGUGAGUUUUCUCCGAGCACUCCUAUUCCCCGACAAAGCAAGACCACACUCUCGUGCAACAUUGUGCCAAUGGGAGUGACUUAGCAUUCAUAGGUUAACUUUCUUCACAAUUGUUGUUAUACAUUUUAACUGAACAGUAUAAUUGUUGUAUAUUAAGUCGCUAGUAAGUUACUGUUUUGGUAAUACUGAAUGUAAAAUAUAAAUGUAAUACUGAAUGUAAAAUAUAAAUGUAUUUGUUAAUGUUUAUGUUGACAAGCUUUGGUGGAGAACGAAAGCCUCGAAACAACUUCUCCAAUUAGUUUUAGUGUGCUACUGUUUUUGUUAAUUAGUACCUCAAUUUGUUGAUGCUUAAGUGCCAAAGUUAAAACUGUUCCGUAUGUUGGAUAGCUGUAUUGGAGACAAUAUAAGAGAGCUGUAUUGAAGACAAUUUUUAGAGAGCUGUGUUGGGAGAUAAUUUUAGAGAGCUGUAUUGGAGACAAUAUUAUAGAGCUGUAUUGAAAGACAAUUUUAGAGAGCUGUAUUGGGAGACAAUAUUAGAGAGCUGUUUUGGGAGAUAAUAUUAGAGAGCUGUAUUGGAGACAAAAGUAGAGAGCUGAAUGGGAGACAAUAUUAGAGAGCUGUAUCGAAGACAAUAUAAGCAAAGAGGAACUAAAUGAAAAGUGCUGUUUGAGAGAUGAAAGUGAAAUGGUUUUAUCUUCUUCUUUAUUUUGAAUGUCACUUAAAGCAGUUUCACUUUCACCUCUCAAGUUAAUACUAGAGCAUUGAAGUGAUGGUGACAAAAUACUUCUUAGGUGUAUUUCAGAAAAAUCCAUUACCAUAAUAAAUGUUGUAUACCAUGUGUGUAAAUGUAUGCCACUAUAUACUUGUAAUAUGUGAAGUUAUUAUCGGUUAUUUUUAUGUGUAUUUGUCAUCCUUCAUUGUAUUUAGUAUGAGAGUGUAACACAAGGCUGUAAGAGUUGAUUGCCACCAACAGUCAUUCCUAUCACAUGUGCUAGGGUUAUUACUGGUGUUUACUUGUCCUGUUCAUAAUGAAUUAUUCAUAAAUGAUACAAUUUACAUUGUUCAACUGCCAAAAUUACAAUUCAUUUGUUCGAAGAUGUAAAUUAAGUAUUUUAUACAAGUUUCAUUGCAAUCUGACAUCAUGAUAGAAAUAACAUUUGUCACAGACUUCUGGGACAACCCUCGUAUAGUGUCAUUUAGCAGAUUUUAUUUCAGUUUGCUUAACUUUUUUAUUUAUGGAUUGUUUUUCCAGAAUUCACCCGAUUUAAAUCGUUGUUGUGGAACAAUUCAUAUCGUUUAAUUAGCAUUUGAUAUUGAGAAGAAUUCAGGCUUCGUUGAAUUGAUAACAACAGCCCUUGAUAACAAAAUAAUUCCUUUAACAAAAGAAUAUAUUGAAUCCAAUGGGUUUUUGAUACAGAAUCGGCAUCAUAUCAUUUGUUAAAGUGAGAUGCCUGGGAAAUUAUGUUUUAAAUUUAUGUAAUUCUGUGGUUUUUAUGUAAAACUAAACCGAGUUUUCUCUAAUUUCUCUAAAGGAGAUUGUUCAUUUUUGCACCCAGUUAUUCACAAAAUACAUGCUCCUAUAGAAUGGACACUGUUUACAGCAUUGAAAUACUACUGCUCAUAUACGUUGUCAGGUUGUAUGGUAGAUAUUUGAUCUAUGUUGUAUAGUAGAUAUUUGAUAGAUUUUGUCUGGUAGAUAUUUGAUCAAUUUUGUGUGGUAAGCUUGAAUAAUUCUUGAAAAAUUAAGUGUGCAGAAAUGUGUUAUGGUAACUGCAAUGAUAUGUUAUUUUUUAUGACUAGUACAAAAUUUAUAUUGUAGAUUUUCUGAAAAAAACAACUUUAAAAUCUUGUUUAGAACACAUAGCAGUUCUAUGUUUGUUUUCUAUGUGAGUAAAUCGUGUAGUACCUAAAGUUAUAUUAUUUGUGCAUGUUAUCUCAGACAAUGUUUAAUAUGUUGUUAUACAUGCAUUUUAAGGAACCGUAUCAUUAAUAAUAGUAUGGCUAUGUCGAAAGGAGAUAAGUAUUAUUCUGUAUGAUAACGAAAUCAUUUUGAUUUUUUUUAUAUGGGUCACUGUAAAUGUUUGGUAAAAGUAUGUUUGUAGAAGCAACGCUAUCUCUGGCAUUAUAAAUCUGUCUUGGCUGGUCCAAGCCUGCAUUUCAGCUUUGUAAAUUUGUUUUAGAGUUUGCUUAAACUAAUGUUAUAACAUAAUGAAUCACAAAAUUCCUAGUUUAACCUGUACAUUCUAAUAGCAAAAAUGUAAAUCAUGUUGAUGAAAUGAAGUGAAGUAUUCUGGCAGAUUUUUCUUUUUGAUGGGAAAAUUCAUUGAUUUUGUAUUAGAGAUUGUUUUUUUUUAUGGGAAAAUUUAUUGAUUUCGUAUUAAAUCCAUUUCUUAAUUGUUUCAAUUAUUAUAUCAAUCUUAAACAGAGUUGUCAAAUUCACAAGCAUUCAUUAUCUAUGUUCACAUAAUACAGUUGAUUUGUGUUUUUAUACCUCAAACUCAGCUAGUCAGUGUACAGAUAUGUGUUUGGUGUCCAUGAUUGCUUGAAGGCUAGUGCUGUUAAUAUAUACUGCCUACCCUUCAUAGAUACACGGAUAGAUAAUGUUAUUUGGAGUUUGCAUCUGUCCCCACAUGAGCUCCUUUUUUAUCAUACUUCAUUCAAAACUUCUAUAUUGAAUUAUUUUAAUCAACUAGCCUUCGACUCAAUAUCCUCAAUAAAUUUAACUUUAAAGUUAUUAUUUUAGUGUGACAAAUUAGAUUUUUUGAAAAGCAAAUUGAAAUUUAUCUUAUCUAAAGUAUGAAGUAAAAAAGACUUUAUAGAAGAUAUGUUGCCAUUGUUUGUACAGUUAUAUAUUUUUGCACUAUGUUUAAAAAAUGUUAGCUACCUUGAAGUACCAAUUUUAUGUUUAAUUUUUCUUAUACAUAAAACAAUCUAGAUAAGAUAUGAGACCAGCCAAAACUAAAGUAUUUAUGUAGAAUUUUAGGUAUUCUUUUCCACGUUCUUUUAAUGUUUGCAUUUAUCAAUGUAUCAAAAUUGGCAAAGAUUUGAUGUUAUCACCUCAACAUUUGGUGCUUCACAAUUCAAACAGCUUUAAUAACCUUGCAUCGAUCUUCGUGUCUGCCAAAGUUAAGAUUAAGUGUUUUAUCCAGGGUUCCAUGACAUACUAUACAUAUUGUACAUGCAUGUUAUAUAUUGUAUUUUAAUUUACUAUGGUUUGAAAUUCCCCUCCCUCCCCUCCAUUGUUUUCUAGAAUAUAUGUAUCUGUGAUAUUAUGAGUAAAACAAUGAUGGGAUACUUCCCAACUAUCUCAUAGCAAUGUAAGAAUACAGUGUAAAUCUUGAACUUAAAAAUUGCCACAUCCUAUAUGCAUUGUUCUCCUCUUGCAAGCAGUGAUCUCCCCUAACAAGAAACAAGCAGUGGUCUCCCCUUAAAUGUAUCUAUAUUUAUGUACAAAAAGGGGAGUAAAUACUCAACUACUUGUAAUAGCAUGAUAUCAACUUGUUACUCACCUUGACAUUACAAACCGACUAUGUUAGACUCUGUCAAGAAAAUGUUUGUAGGAAUAGGAGGAUUUUAUUAUGUUUUCCAGUGGUUUAUGAAAAUGAGUAUCAAUCCCAUAGUUUUCAUGCACAGGUUUUGGACAGAAUUUCAACAAUGUCGUUUCCAAAAUGAUGUUACGUUCACAUAUUUUUUGUAGUGCUGUCUGAAAAACUACAGUAAUCUGUCAUUUCUAACCUUUAAGGCAUGUAUUUUUAAAAAGAAAAUCAGUGUUAGAUCGCAAUAAACCAAAUGUAAAUAUUUCACUAAUGGCUACAUCAUUUUGGUGUUGCUUUGGUAAUAUUGAUCUUACACUGAAACAAGCUUUUAUCAUCUAUAUUGUUUGAUAGUCAGUGCACCUUCGCUAUGAGUGGUUUUUGUGAGGUAUGGCACCAGUGCACCUUCGCUAUGAGUGUUUUUUGUGAGGUAUGGCACCAGUGCACAUUUGCUAUGGGUGGUUUUUGUGAGGUAUGGCACCAAUGCACAUUUGCUAUGGGUGGUUUUUGUGAGGUAUGGCACCAGUGCAUAUUUCCUAUGGGUGGUUGUUGCAAGGUAUUGCAUUAUUGUUGCAACUCACAUUAUAAGCUCACCUGAGCACAAAAAAGUGCUACACAUGAGCUAUUGUGAUAGGGUGGUCAUCCGUCAUCAUCAUCUGUGGUUUAUCCUUUUCAUUCAAACAACUUUUCCUCCAAAACCACUGGGACAAUUCCAACCAAACUUCACAGGAAUGUUCCUUGGAUGGUCCUAUUCCAUAUUCCUACAAUAAAAGUGGUUCCAAGAAGAACCCAUGGCAAUCUAAAGAAAAAACUGAUGGUCCGAUUUCAAAAUAAUUUCACAGAAAUGUUCUUUAGGUGACCCUAUAUCAAAUUCCUUCACACCAUGUUGAUUUGUAAAAAAAAACAUGGUCGCCAGGGUGUGGGGCUAGUUUUCUCUAUUUGUCUAUAUGAAAACUCUCCUUAGAAUCCGCUGGCCCGUUUUUAAAAUAAUUUGAUAAGAGCGUCAUCCUAUAUGUAUAUAUCUUUAAAACCCUUUGUCCAAUCAGGUGAGCGAUAUAGGGCCAUCAUGACCCUCUUGUUAUAUACUAGUAUUUAAACAGUUGUCCCUUUCUGCUUACAUAUUGAGAGUUAUAAGUGAAAUAGAUAUAUCUGCUUAUGUUUUAUUAUGCCACUUGGAACUUUAUUGCUCUCAUCUCUCAAUAUGUAGGUAAUCUUUAGUUUUGCUGCCAGUUAAGUUCUGUGUACCUCGUUGGCAUGGUAAAUUAGAUAUACACAUUUGUUCAGUAGUUCUUGCAAUGUAUAAUCCAAGACUUUUGUGGCUUUGAUUAACUUUUCAAAUAUUAUGUAACAGAGUUCAUAUAUGAUGGGUUUUACCAUAUUAUCUGCACUCAAUAAAAAGGAAAAAAAAAUAUAUAUUAAAAACACUUGUUCGUAUUGACAUUAGCCACAUGUAUCUGCAUUAGCCACCCGUUCAUCCAUGUUCCACUUAAAAGGCUUAUACUUUUAUAGAAAGUGUUUGUGCAUUGACUGCUCAUAUUUUAUGUUAACAUGUAUAGAAUGUAUGUAAGAGUCCCUCUAAUUGAAACAUAUCCCCCUUACCCCUCCCAGUGUAGAUCUUCUUGUUACUUUCUAGUUCAGGGCUAUUCCAUUUACACAUAUAACCCCCAGGGGGAAGGCUUUUUUUUAUAAUAAACCACCCUACAGGAGCAAAUUUACCCUCUCGGGGUCCAAAUUAACGAAAAAAAAAACCCACCCAUAUACUAUUUAAAUAAUUGCCUUCCACGUGUGGGUUAUAUGUUUUACUGGAAUAGUCCUCAAUGGUAGCUGUUGUUGUUACUAUCACUUUAAACGUGAUGUCCUUGAUUAUAUAAUAUAUUAUAUGUUUGUUUUUGAUUGCAAUCAUAGUGCAUGGUUGCCAUUCUUCAUGGAAAUAGACACCUAGUUUGAGUAACAACUGACUCUAAAGUGGUAUGCAUUCAUUUCACUGUCAUUGUAAAUACUGCAUUUAUCAAAAACAAGAUGAGAAUGUUUAAAUAUGACAAAUUUAUGAAAAUAAUUUAUUUGAUUAAAAUUGAGUAAUAAAUGUGAUAUUUUA
Mya arenaria is the source of this 8579-nucleotide messenger RNA. Its product is annotated as mannosyl-oligosaccharide 1,2-alpha-mannosidase IA-like. Gene Ontology annotation, cellular component: Golgi membrane; endoplasmic reticulum. The record is from RefSeq and is a predicted model, not a curated record. NCBI's taxonomy places the organism in Eukaryota, Metazoa, Mollusca, Bivalvia, Myida, Myidae. Bases 101 to 2071 code for a protein of 656 amino acids. Gene Ontology annotation, molecular function: calcium ion binding; mannosyl-oligosaccharide 1,2-alpha-mannosidase activity. The transcript is spliced from 11 exons. Gene Ontology annotation, biological process: N-glycan processing; carbohydrate metabolic process.